AUGAUCUUAAAAUAUAACACAAUUCUUUUUUGGAAUAUUGCAGUGCUAAUGUUUAGCUCAAUAUUGAUAGUCUCAUUAAUACCAUUAACACCAAUAUUGCUAGACACUGUGAUGCCUCUUAACGAAUCACGUCCGCGAUUCUUUGCGAUUGAAGUUGAGUUCAGAGUGAAUAAAGAUGAUUACUUUUUACCAAUUUUAUGUUAUACAACUGUAAUAAUUCUGGUAGGUGCAAACGUUGUGAUGAGUGUUGAUGCAAUGCAUAUCGCGUGCACCGCUCAUGCGUGUAGUUUAUUUGCCGCUGUCAGCAAACGAAUCGAGAAUCUAAUUUCGAAAGCAAAUCACAAUAAAGAAAGCAACAAAUGUAGAUAUUGUAUGAAUAUGGAACUUGAUCCAUUAAAUGAAAAAUUAAUGUACAGAGAAUAUAUAAUAUGUUUAAAGAAACAUCAACUUGCUAUAGAGUUUGUUAAUACAUUGAAUUCAUCAUAUCAGGGAAUUUCAUUACUUCUAUUAAUCUUGCUUAUUGGAACUAUAAGUUUGAUUGCAACCCGAACUCCGAUAACUUUGACCUUGACAUAUGACCUUGUCAAGGUCAUGACUCUGAUUAAGGAAACAAUAACAUAUGUAGAGAGGGAGAGAGCGCGUGUCAUUCUGUUGUCUUUCAAUGAGAAACUAAGACGAAUAAUCAUGUUAGAAAAUUUUCUGCGAGAGUAUAACGUUAACCGGAUAUUUCUGUUGAGCAUGGGCCUUUGGCCAUUUCAAAAUAAGUCCAUCAGAAAUUUCUUACGAACUUUCUUCUUUCUGAUCGAAAUAAGUUAUUGCCCCUUCGAGAUGUUAUUAUUGCAUGAUCAUUUGGACAAUCCACAAAUGAUUUUUGAUGCUAGUUAUCAAUUUAUGAUGUCAAUGUCUUUCAUUGGAAGGCAAAUAAAUGAGUUCUGGAACCAUGACAAGUUGCGACGGUUGUACAAAGCAAUUGAUCAGCAUUGGGAUAUAUUUACGAAUGAUAUGGAAGUUCAAGUUAUGAAAAAUUAUUCUAUGCUAUCACGAAAAUUUACAAAAUAUUACUCGAUGCUAAUGUUUAGCUCAAUGUUGAUACUCUCAUUAAUACCAUUAACACCAAUAUUGCUAGACACUGUGAUGCCUCUUAACGAAUCACGUCCGCGAUUCUUUGCGAUUGAAGUUGAGUUCAGAGUGAAUAAAGAUGAUUACUUUUUACCAAUUUUAUGUUAUACAACUGUAAUAAUUCUGGUAGGUGCAAACGUCGUGAUGAGCGUUGAUGCAAUGCAUAUCGUAUGCACCGCUCAUGCGUGUAGUUUAUUUGCCGCUGUCAGCAAACGAAUCGGGAAUCUAAUUUCGACAGCAAAUAACAAUAAAGAAAGCAGUAAAUGUAGAUAUUGUAUGAAUAUGGAACUUGAUCCAUUAAAUGAAAAAUUAAUGUACAGAGAAUAUAUAAUAUGUUUAAAGAAACAUCAACUUGCUAUAGAAUUUGUUAAUAUAUUGGAAUCAUCAUAUCAGGGAAUUUCAUUACUUGCAUUAAUUUUGCUUGUUGGAACUAUAAGUUUGAUUGCAACUCGAGUAAGCGUCAGAAACUAUUCAUAUAAAAUGUCAUACAUAAAUAUAAAUAUAUAUGCUGCAGAAUGGUACAAGUUCUCGCCUAGACUAAAAUCUUUAUUAAUAAUAACUCUUUACAGAAGUAAUGUACCAUGUGGAUUGAAAGCAGGUAAUAUGAUUCCAUUAUCCAUUGCGACUUUCGCAGCGGUAAGUAAAAUGCUACAUCGUAGUGCAAGUAUUAGUCAUGCUAGCAAAUUUUCUACGAGAGUACAACGUAAACCGAAUAUUUUUAUCGAUCUCAGGUCUCUGGCUGUUUCAAAAUAA
Atta colombica is the source of this 1872-nucleotide messenger RNA. RefSeq lists its product as uncharacterized. The record is from RefSeq and is a predicted model, not a curated record. Gene Ontology annotation, molecular function: odorant binding; olfactory receptor activity. Gene Ontology annotation, biological process: detection of chemical stimulus involved in sensory perception of smell; sensory perception of smell. Gene Ontology annotation, cellular component: plasma membrane. Lineage: Eukaryota; Metazoa; Arthropoda; Insecta; Hymenoptera; Formicidae.